Mytilus californianus (California mussel) is the source of this 3117-nucleotide messenger RNA. RefSeq names its product pseudouridine-5'-phosphatase-like. NCBI's taxonomy places the organism in Eukaryota, Metazoa, Mollusca, Bivalvia, Mytilida, Mytilidae. The record is from RefSeq and is a predicted model, not a curated record. Gene Ontology annotation, molecular function: phosphatase activity. The coding region runs from base 40 to 729 and encodes 229 amino acids. The transcript is spliced from 5 exons.
UAGUCCAGAUCAGGGACCUAUUUAAAUUAAAAAUCCAAGAUGUCUUCUACCAUAAGCCACAUUAUUUUCGAUGUUGAUGGGCUUCUACUAGAUACAGAAAAGCUGUAUACACAGAUUACACAAGGCAUUGUAUCUAAAUAUGGCAAGAAUUUUACAUGGGCAAUCAAAUGUCGUCAAAUGGGGAAGAAAGAAACUGAAGCAUCAAAGAUAAUCAUUGAUGAAUUAGAAUUACCUUUAACAGUUGAAGAAUAUCUAGCAUUGGCACACAAAGAGCAAGAAGUAUUAUUUCCAAAAGUUGAUUUCAUGCCAGGUGCAGAGAAAUUGGUGAGACAUUUACACAAACACAACAUUCCUAUUGCCAUAGCAACAGGAUCAAGUCAACAUUUGAUGGAGCUUAAAACCAGAAAUCACAAAGAUUUUUUCAGUUUGUUUUUACAUUCUGUGCUAAGCACAGAUGAUCCAGAGGUUAAACAUGGUAAACCAGCACCAGAUAUAUUCCUUAUAUGUGCUAAAAGAUUCAAAGAAAAUCCUAGUCCAGAAAAGGUUUUGGUGUUUGAAGAUGCACAAAAUGGUGUAGAUGCAGCUCAUGCAGCAGGGAUGAAGUGUGUAUGGGUACCACACGAAGAACAAGAUAGAGAUACACAUAAUCAUAAAUGUUCUUUAGUGUUAGACUCCCUAGAACAUUUUGUGCCAGAACAGUUUGGUCUACCACCGUUUAAUUUUUUAUGAUCAUAGGAUUUAAGGGUAAUUUUGUGCAAUUUAUAUAUGAAAAUAUAAUAUAAUUUAAUUUAAUUUAUUUUUAAUUCAACUGUAUAAAGCCAUGUGAGUCAUUGUCAUCACUUAGCGUUUAAAAUCCAUUCUACACUUUUUUUAAAAAUCAAUGGGUCAGUGAAACCAAAAAGUACAAAAAAAAAUAUCAAUAAGUUGUGUAAUCUCCAAAUUGUCUCUGGUGUUUCCACUGACCAACUGAAAGUAUUAAAAAAACUCACUCAUGUAAAUAAUGAAUUCAGACCAUUUGAACAUGUUAUAAGUAGAAAUUUUAGAUUAGUUGGUAUCCAAAAAAUAGCUCUCAACAAGUAACACAAUAUUUACUUAGAACUUUUUUGGUUAAUAGAUCUUUAAUUCUGGAAACAAAUAGGCCAAUUUUAAUUUGAUAAAAUCCUAAAAUUUGAAGGUGCUUUUAUAAUGGAAACAAAUGAUGAGUCAGUUGUGUCCAUUGUUGAUACAAUGAAAACAUGUGAAUGCAAGAUGAGCAAUAUAGGAUGUACAAGGCUGGUAUACACUUUUUAGAACAUCUAAGACAUUUACCAUAAUUAAUAACGGUGAAAAACCUUUCCUAUUUUAAUGCAUCCCCGCCCUACGGGAGAAUAUGAAAAAAUCCCAAGAACCGGUUAUAAUAAAUUAAAAGUCAAAUUUGAUAUAUAUGUGCACAAAAUUUAUUUCUAUAAAGCAAAAGUUAAGUUAAUAAAAUAUUUAUUAAAGGUCUUUGACAAAUACAAGAAUUAUGGUCAUCUUUAAGUAGCAAAACUGUCGUUUGUAGUGCUAUAGGAAUGAAAUAUAUUGAGUGUAAAUGGUACAGCCAAAAAUAAAAAAAAAAUGUUUACAAAAACUUAAAACUCAAAGCAGUAAAAGAUAAAAUAACAAUAAUUGGUCUUUAGUUUUCACAGAAAACAGAUAUCUUGCAUCUUUGGCUCUUCUUAGAAAUCUUGUAUUAAAUGCAGAUGCUUUUGUUGUAGUUUUAAGGAUACCAUAUCAAGUAUUGGAGACCUUUUAACAAAAAAAUAUUAACAUAGACCUUUUUCUUUAGAUAUAAAAAAGAUGUGGUAUGAUUGCCAAUGAGACAACUCUCCACAAGACACCAAAUGACUCAGAAAUUAACAACUAUAGGUCACUGUACGGCCUUCAACAAUGAGCAAAGCCCAUACCGCAUAGUCAGCUAUAAAAGGCCCCAAAGUGACAAAUGUAAAACAAGUCAAACGAGAAAACUAACGGCCUAAUUUAUGUCCAAAAUAAUGAAAGAAAAACACACAGCAACAAACCACAACCACUGAAAUACAGGCUCCUGACUUGGGACAGGCACAUACAGAAUGUGGCGGGGUUAAACAUGUUAGCAGGCGCCCAACCCUCCCACUAACCUUGGACAGUGGUGUAACAGUACAACAUAAGAACUAUAAAAAUCAGUUGAAAAAGGCUAAACUCAUCAGUUGGAUACAAAGAGAAAUACAUCGAACAAAAACACAGAGUCGACGUGGACGGGUACUUGUACAUCCUAACAACAAAAAGACACUAAGUACAGAUCAUAGAGUACUCGCAGUUACUGACAGCUAGUUCAAAGCCAAUAACAACUAAUAAAAAAAAUCAUGCAUCUAAGACUAAAUUAUCAAUCAAUACACAUCCAACAUCCAAUGGAUUUAGUAUAAAGACGUCAUAAACAGUCAGAGAAACACAUGACCUUGUGCAAUGCCAAGAUACAGGUAUCGACAGGUUGUAGAGCCAUGAAUGUGCAUAUGUAUUUAACAAUAACAUUUAGGUUGUGUUUUAUUUCUAAAACAACUAAUUGCUACUUAAUACAACAAAAAUUUUGUCAGAUAACAAACGUUUAGCAUUGUAAAUGACAAUCGAGCUGGAACAUAAUUCACCCCUUAAAAUAAUUUUGAAAUAAUCCAAUAAUCAGACGAUAGAGUAGUGGACCAACAUUAAUGAUUCAAAGUUAAAUAAUUAAUUAGUAAUUGCUACAGUGUUUUCAGCAUUUCACAUUACUUUUUUUGUCAUCCCCAUAUACAUAGUCCCAAUACAAACAAGGCUGUUCCAGAAAUGAAUAUAAUAUGGGAGAGGGGGGCUGGUGUCUGAAGGCAAUUUUUAUUUUACACUUCCAUGCUUGAAAUUUUCAUUGAUUAUUUCCUAUAAGUAUUUAAGCUAUCUUAAAUCAUCACCCCACCAAUUUUAAAAACGGGCCAUAAGACCCACUUCCAUACGAUCAAUUCUUGAACAGCUUUAUGUAUUAUUAUUUUUGACAAACUUUAUAUCCAUGCUCCUAGAUAUUGGAAAUUGUUGUUUGAAAUGAAAAUGUGAAAUGAACUGUGAUCAUAAUUUUAUAAUAAAGGAAUAUCAAUUAAA